UAACCAAAAAUGACAACAGCAACUAAUUUUUACCCGGAAUAUACACAAGACUCAAACUCAUACAGUAUGUAUCACCACCAGCAACAGCACCUUCAGCCACAAACAGUUCCCCAACAAACGGUUCCCCAAUUCUACGAUGGAUACGCAUCGGGACAACUAGAACACUAUCACCAGUCAAACUUUCACAGUUGGAAUCCAGCAGCCUAUAACAGUCAAUAUUACCGUCCAUCAGAUCAAGGUAGCUACUUUGACUAUGCAAACUACAGCAGCUCUGCAGAAUAUACAAGUCCAAGUCAGUGUGCGGUUACAGCGGGAAAUACAACUAUCGCAACUUCAAAACCAGUGGAAGCAGCUCCUUCCAAGCCAGAGUCCUCCAAACGUAAGCACGAUGAUGACGAAGAUGAUGAAACCGAGGCACCCAGUGCUCUUCGAGCUCUCCUCAGCAACCCAGCAAAGAAGGUCAAACACAACCCUGAAACAUUUUACGACCAAUUCAAGAUCCAAAAACAGCGCAAACAGCUUUCGAAGAAAGAAGCUAAAGCAAAGGCAAUUCCAUCAGCCUUACCUGACCUCGACUCAACAUCCAUCUUGUCGCCAAAGAGCAGUGAAAUUGACUUCCAUGAUGUUUAUGCUGCCAAAUUGCUGAAUCAUCCCAGCAAGGAUGGAUUCCCAACACCACCACCACCGCCAUUAUCAAACAUCACUUCAGUCUCGGGCUUGAAUUCUCCAUCGACAACUUCCAUUGUUGAAGGCAUAAGUACACCACCCCUAUCGCCAGGGGAUGCUAGCUGUUCAGCGAUUUCAUCACCACCGAGUUAUUUCAAUGAAAUCAAUCAUCAAAAUUUGACAGCUGUCAGUGAAGGCAGUGAAUUCAAUUGGUCGCAGAGCGAUGAAGGUUUUGCAGAUUCAAGAGACUCAAAAAGAACUCGCCAAACAUACACACGCUACCAGACUUUGGAACUUGAGAAAGAGUUCCACUUCAAUCGGUAUAUUACCCGCCGUCGCAGGAUCGACAUUGCAAAUUCUCUCAGUCUGACAGAAAGACAGAUCAAAAUUUGGUUCCAGAAUCGUCGUAUGAAGUCCAAGAAGGACCGUUCCUUGGCAACUACCCCAGAAGCCCUAACUCAACUACCCUUCCCCCCACACAUGCCGGCAGCAGAACAGCAACAGCAACGAAGCGCCAUGGCAUAUCCAAACCCAUUGGAGAUGCCUUCGUCCUUACCUUCCUCAACAGCACAAAACUAUCUGAGUCCAGCAGUGAACUACUAUACAGGUCCUUCGCCAGCCACAACAACAGCAUCCUAUUUGUCUCAAUACAAUACCUCAGCCGGAUAUGAAUCCUCAUCGCACAACAUGCUUCCACCCACAAACCAGUCGGUUGCGGCUGCGGUACCUUCUCAUCUCGGACAUCAACAACACCAACAACAUCAACAGCAACAACAACAGCACCAGCAUGAACUCUACCAUCAUCAUCAUCAGCACCAGCAGCAGGAUCACCUUCAUUAUGCCCAUCAUCAGUAUGCGCAGCAGCAGUCAGGCCAAAUACCAGCAGGAUCUGGAAUGUAUCAGUUGGCCUGAUGAAAGAAACCAUACAACCAGAGAAAAAGGCAUCUCAAAACUUUUUCCGUUUGUGAAAAGAGGAUGAAAGUGAAAAGAGAAGAAAUAAAUUUUCGAUACCAUACAAACUUACUCCAGGGACUCACAUUGGUCCCUUUUUUCCGAGUCAAGAUGGACAUGCUACAGUGCACACGAAGAAAUAGAGGGACUUGAACCAGAACUAUUAUUUGUUUGAAAAACUAGAAAAGAAAACCAAUGUGUUUGAGGAUAUACGAGUAUGCACAUUGGCAAGGAUAUAGGCAGGCGCACAUUGUGUGCGUAAAAAGGAAUCCCCUUUGGUUUGGUUUUUGCUGCUUUGUCGAGGAUAACCAAUAAAUUAUGUGUUUUGUGACACGCACAGCGAGCUCCGGCUAGAACGGAGCAUCGAGAGGGUGCGUUUUGCUCAAAACAAUCAUCGGGCGCAGUACUGACAAAAAAGAUAUCGUUACGGAAACAGUGGUAAUCAGUACCUUUAGUUUUAUUCAUAUGAAUCAACAUCAGAAGGAAGGAUUGAACCGAACAGUUGGCGAUAGUUUUCGAACUUAUCACUUAGAUUUUUUAUAUAAAAAAUGUUAUGAUUGAUUUAAUGAAAUAAAUA
Molecule: messenger RNA, 2194 nt
Organism: Eupeodes corollae
Lineage: Eukaryota; Metazoa; Arthropoda; Insecta; Diptera; Syrphidae
Product: segmentation protein fushi tarazu
Exons: 2
Coding region: 10-1578 (522 amino acids)
Biological process (GO): anterior/posterior pattern specification; negative regulation of transcription by RNA polymerase II
Cellular component (GO): nucleus
Molecular function (GO): RNA polymerase II cis-regulatory region sequence-specific DNA binding; DNA-binding transcription factor activity, RNA polymerase II-specific
Source: RefSeq, a predicted model, not a curated record